AUGUUGACGAGGUUCAGCAUGGCAGGUGGCAAUGGGGGAAAUCGAUUGCUGUCGGGACCGCAUCUGAGGAUGUGCAGUGCCACAAAGUUUGGCGACUCACUCAAGGAGUCACUGAGACGUUCUGCGAACGACGACCAACAAACUUUUGAAAAACGCCCAAGUCGCAGACGAUACUCGGCAGCUAACACAACAGGACGAUCAAAGAAUAUCCGCGGCAUCAUUUCCUUGCUCAAGUCACUUCCCAAAACGGAGAAGGCUGCGAUAUUUGACGGUUUACACCCUCGUGAUAAACUUGAUGUAUUACGAGUUCUUGGCCGGCGUUCUGCGCGACGUGCCGCUGGGCUUCCCACUUAUAGAAGCCGUAUCUUUGAGAGAAGUUACUUAUUUAGGGAAGAGGAUCUAUGCGAGCAAAGUACACUUGGCCGUGGUCCCGGUGGUCAGGCGACAAACCGACGAAUGCAAACUGCUAUAGUGAAGCACGAGCCAAGUGGAAUCGUUGUAAAGUUUAGCAAGUUUCCUUCCUACUGGCUUAACCGGAAAGCGGCGCGGGAGAUCCUUAAUUUGCGCCUGGAGGAGCAUCUUUUGGGUCCGGGAUCGAGAAUCGCCCGCAUCAGACGACGAGAGGUGAGGCGACGACUGCAGCAAAUUCAAACGAGAGAGAAAAUGGUGGAGAAGGGUAACAUUAGGGCAGCUAAGAUGUCUCAGCAGCGUGAAUUCCACAAGGUUCUUACAAAUGUGCUGCCUUUUCCUCCAACUGUGCUGCUGCAAUUUGGCCAUGGUUAUGUUGAUAGCACCCUCUUCAUGUCAAACCUUUUUGAAGGUGAAUGCAACCGAUGGUGGCCUUUGCUUGUCGUGGCGUUUAAGCAUUUGAACGGUGAUGUUUCCCAAGAAGAGGGUUGCAAUAGGGAGGACACAAGCGAGGAUGGCAAAUUUAAGGUACCGGAGUUGUUUCUUUAUGUAUUUCCAGCCGUUCUUUUUUCCUCACGACCUCCAACAUCUGUUGAAAAGUAUGAGUGGAGUGAGGUACAAAAAUGUGCUAAUGACGAGGCCGCCUUGCAGAAUGUGAUUCGUGGACUUCGUUGCUUUGUUGAGCUUUUUGGUUUACACUUGCAGGACAGGCUCUCACCCAGUGGUGACGGUCAGAGUGCCUUUGUGCUUGUUAGGGACGGUACAAAUUGGCUUGAAUUUAGGGGGCGUAUGGUAGCGUCCGAUGAGAGGAUGACACCUUUGGCCCUCACAUGCUUUUCGCAUUUGGUACUAAGUCUUACGCAACUGCGGUGCAAACGGGAGACCAAUGCUGUCUUGGCAUUUUUUCGCCAUGAGGCGAAGACCGGCUUGAGGGGCCAAUGGGCAGCGCACGGCUGGAGAAGGAUGCGUCACGUGAUAAAGCGUUAUGAGUCGCUUCAACAACAGCAGCAAAGCGACCAAAAAUGUAAGGUUGAAAAGAGGUUUCUUGUUUGA
Molecule: messenger RNA, 1461 nt
Organism: Trypanosoma cruzi
Lineage: Eukaryota; Euglenozoa; Kinetoplastea; Trypanosomatida; Trypanosomatidae
Exons: 1
Coding region: 1-1461 (486 amino acids)
Cellular component (GO): mitochondrion
Source: RefSeq, a predicted model, not a curated record